This is a messenger RNA of Cryphonectria parasitica EP155, 1020 nucleotides long. RefSeq lists its product as uncharacterized. The transcript has 4 exons. NCBI's taxonomy places the organism in Eukaryota, Fungi, Ascomycota, Sordariomycetes, Diaporthales, Cryphonectriaceae. The record is from RefSeq and is a predicted model, not a curated record. The coding region runs from base 1 to 1020 and encodes 339 amino acids.
AUGGCUCAGGCACGGCAUCCAGACCGAAUCAAUUCUAUUUAUGUCAUCACCGAUGUCGUCUCAUCGGUAUUUACGUUUCUCGCAACCAUCUGCGUCUUGCUCCGCUUCAUUCAACGCCGUUUGCAGCGGGAUAUAACAUUGGGUUGGGAUGAUUGGACUAUCCUAGCUGCUUUCUUUUUUGCAUUCUGUGUUUUCAUAUGUGACAUUCUACUCGCCUUGCCCAAUGUGGGUGCUGGGGGCUACAACACAGCAGAGUUCACGCCAUCACAACUUCGUACUUACCGAAUACUUUCGGACCUUGGCGAUAGCUUCUAUACUACCAGCGUUGCGCUUUCCAAAACAUCAGUCUUGCUAUUUUACCGCAGAAUAUUUUCUGUUGACAAAGUAUUCCUGAUUCUGAUGCGGGUCAUACUAUUCAUUAUCUUUGUUGCCUGGUUUGUCGUCGUCUUUUUCAUCGCCUACUACCCUUCUGCGGGUGUCCGCGGGCUUUCUGGGGGCAUAUUAGCUGCUAUUAUUGGCUCCAUCUUGGUGGAUUUGGCCAUUUUUACGAUGCUACAAUUCAAGGUCUGGCUGCUACAGCUCAGCAUGCGACGCAAGGUCCUGUUAUCUCUACUUAUUGUAUUGGGUCUUUUUUCCAUCGUCGCCAGUCUUCUUCGGCUCCUUACUCUGGCACGUCUUAAGGCGGAUAACUACGACUAUGGCCUUGGGGAGGUUUACCUGUGGGCCAACGUGGAAAUGUUUCUAUACAUUAUAUGCGCCUGCCUGCCCGUUCUCUACAACCUCGUACGAGUACAAGUCAAAAAGCGAACGCGAAGAUUUUCAAAGCCAAGGUUAACAGAAGAGGAGGGCCUUGUAACAAUCGGUCGCAUAUCUACAAAGGCUGGCUGGACCAAAUACAGCGACCAAAGUUCACGGCAGGUUUUGAACAGCAGUUUUCCGGGGACAAAAUACAAGCUGCCAAAUGACAGCGAAACCUUGGAGUUGAACGCCUUGGAGCUGGCGCAUCUUCGCGGCGAGUAG